CGAUGACUCUCGGCAUGAAUGAUCAAUUACGCCUGUCUCCUCCAUGAUGUCUUUAUUGACAUUUGUUCCGUACUACUAGUAGGGCGUUGUCGAGUGUUCAAUCGUCUUCGCUCUCACCCGACUCUGAGUCUGCCGUGCCAUCCUCCUCAGAGUAGUGCACCACGAUACCCGGAUUGCCGUUCCAAGCACUAGGUGUUCCUUCAUGCCCCUCAGAUAUAUUCGCCGGAAGAUUACUGCUAACGACGUGAUUACCGUGGCAGUCGCGACGACCGCGGCGGCGACGAGUCUAGCGGGCGCUGCUGGAUUCCCUCCGGUGGCCAUACCCGCGGCCAUCUUGUUGAAGAUAUUCCAGACCAUCCAGGAUGUCAAGACAAAACAAGAGGAAUGCUAUGAUCUUGCCUUCCGAUGUCUUUCCUUCCUAGACCUCAUGAAGGAUCAGCUGCUCGAUCACAACAGAGAGGUGCCCCCAUCGCUCCUAGAUGCUUUGACAAACUUCGCGCGGACGCUAGAAUCCAUACAUUCGUUUCUCGUGAGCCAAGCGGAGAGUAAAUGGCGAACGCGCUUGCUCCGCAAGGGAAGCAUAGAAAUCGCUCUCUCUGUCUUGAACACCGAGUUGAACGAUGCGAUCAACGCGUUUCAGAUCGCUACGUUGAUCAACAUUCAUUAUACUAUCGGCGACAGGUUGGUUAUAGGAUCUUCCAGCAAGGAGAGGUUUGGCGGCGAAGCACAAGUUGAUGCAUAUGAUACCGACGAUGAGACAGUAUGCUCGUCAGCACUGUCUCAAAUUCAUCUCAAUCGCACAGGUCGACGCUCCCGGAGGAAGACAACCAAUGAAUUGACUUUGGUAUAUGAACCGGCAGUUGACACGCAUGUCUUGAAUGCUCCUGAGGAAGAGCUCGAAGAAUUCGAGGAUCACGGGUUCCGCCGAUAUCAACGAUCUGACAUCAAGUUAAAUGGCAGCUCUCGUAUCAAAGGAGGCUGGUGGGCCGGGGCUACACAAGCUGACGUUAAAGGUCGUGAUCUUCUCGUCAAAAGUUACGACGGUCCUCGGUAUGCCGCUUCCAAGAAAUGGAUACGCGAUGUAAAGAUACUACAGAACAUCUUUCACCCAAAUCUCCCCCAAAUGGUCGGUUUCUCGGGCGAAGAAUGUCCUACCCCUUUCAUCCUCCUCGCAAAUGUGCAGACGCGGCUUCCUCAAGCAUUAGUACUGGAUACCAUCCAACACGGAACACUGGCCGAGUGUGUCAUACUCAUGAGUCGCUUCUACCUUGACCAUAUGGAUGCAGCUCUGUAUCUUCAACGACAAUUACAUCUAUCCGACUCCAAGAUCCAAGACUACGUCGAGAAUGCAAGCUAUCGCAUCGACGGGCAGCGGAUUCUCGUCAUGGGAUUGCCUCCGCCCGAGGUCGACCGCUGGGCGUCUGCGCGGAACUACGAUCUGUCUCAUUCCGUGAGGGGAGUAUACCUGGACUUACUCCCGAGUCGCGGUAUGAUGCCCGAGAAGCCCUACGAAACGUCGGAAGGCACUGGUACGACGCACUCUCGAUAUUCAUCGAACAUUGCUCUUCUACUUGCCCCACUGCACAUAGCUCCUAGCUUGAAAACGCAGAAGAAAAUUAGCCACCUCACACAUGCCUUGAACGCCAUUUUGCCGAGUUCGCAUUCCACAGCACAAAUAUCGGAGCUCAAUGAGCUGUUAUCGGCCUGCGAAAACGACGCAGAGUCAACGUCACAGCCGAUCCACCUUCGCAGGAUCAGCGGCAUAGCGCUGUCUCUCGGUGCUAGUCCACCUGUCUGGAGGGAGAAGCUCGUUCCAGCGUACAAAUACUCGGUCGGCGAUCUGGGAUAUCUCGCGAAACAAGGAGACCUUGCGUCGUUCAAGUUGAUCUGUAACGUCAUCAGAAAUGGCCAUGCCUCUCUCCAGGCCAUUCAGUCACAACACGGAACGCAAAUACAAUGGCACCGCGGACCGCCCAUACAAACCCCGCUGGACUCCUUCCCAUGCCCGGGAAACAGGGUAGGAUGGGCCGUCGUUAUCGAACCGAACACGGACUAUAAUGUCGUAAUCGCACACGAAGAGCGAGUAGAACCGAUGAUCCCGGCAGGGCGGUUUCUAUUGGACUACGGCCAGCAUCUCUCCAAGAUACAUGGGGUCCAGCCAGACGAUCUCAUGCUCAUCACUCGCGUCGGGGUCGACUUCCGCUUCAGGUUGAAGGGCCCCUUCGCGCCAUUCAUGAAUCCACAUCAGUCGCCCGCGUUCCAUCAACAUGGAUUCAGACAUCACUCUCAUACGGCGAGUAAGUCGCAUGCCCGGUUCGGUGGAGGUGGCCUCGGACAUCAUUCGUCGCACAUGAGCCACAGCUUCGGUUUGCCACUUACCCCGCCGACCAUCCUCUACCUAUCGACUUCCAUCGACAAGGGCAAUCCACCUACUUGGUCGCAAAGUCCAGUCUUCGACCUGCAGUCGGCUCCACCGCAUAACAUAGCGAACUGUAUGAUCGGUUCAGAUCCUCCCCUUGGAUACCUGAACUACGUGCAGUUCCACGCAGAGGAUUUCCUAGGGGCGGGCGGAGAACCCCUUAAGUUGCCUCCACCAAGACCGAAGGAGAAGCAGGAGCGGGCCAAAGUGGCGAAGACAUAUGCAAGGGCUGCACGGACUGGCUGUUGAAAGAGCAAACCGCAGAAGAAGUCGUCCACGCUCUCCUCGCCCACGAGUAGACAACAACGCACCAAUCUGUGAGCUUCACAAUCCAGCUCGGAAACGUGCUCUCGCGGCGGCAUGUCUCCCGCUUUGUACAAUCCCCAGCCUUGAGUGCCUCUCCUCUGGUAUAUGACCCCACGAUGCACGUACGUACCGAUUGCACCCCGUUGGCAGAGAAUGGUCAGCGAGACACUGUACGUUCCGUGAACACACUGCACAA
Messenger RNA from Rhodofomes roseus, 2921 nucleotides. RefSeq lists its product as uncharacterized. Lineage: Eukaryota; Fungi; Basidiomycota; Agaricomycetes; Polyporales; Fomitopsidaceae. The coding region runs from base 203 to 2668 and encodes 821 amino acids. Gene Ontology annotation, biological process: cell surface receptor signaling pathway. The record is from RefSeq and is a predicted model, not a curated record. The transcript has 16 exons.